CACGAACACCUGCCGACCCCCGCAGUGAGACGGUAUAAAUCGUGCACGUCGGACUGAGAAAUGUCAGUACAGCAGUACGUUGCCAUGUUGUUCAAGGUCGUUGUUUUCGUCGCCGCGGCAGUAGUCGUGGCAGCUCCCGCUGCGGCCUUUGAGGCUUCGGACUGCUCGGAGGUGCCGGGCUGUCUGAACGAGUAUCAAUGGAAACAUAAGGUCGACCAGGCACGAGCCCAGGCUUUCUGCGCUGACAGGUACAAGACCUGCAAGAAUGCUGACGGCAGUGACAUGAAGCAGUACUGCAAGGUCGCCUCCCCUCAAUGCGUCUUGUUCGUGUUCGAGUACAUCGGUCUGGACGACAAGGCCAAGAAACAGGCUCAGGACUUCUGCAAGAAGAGGCUUCCUCGCUGCCAGUAGCCGCACCCACCCACCCAC
This is a messenger RNA of Thrips palmi, 429 nucleotides long. RefSeq lists its product as uncharacterized. NCBI's taxonomy places the organism in Eukaryota, Metazoa, Arthropoda, Insecta, Thysanoptera, Thripidae. The record is from RefSeq and is a predicted model, not a curated record. Bases 61 to 411 code for a protein of 116 amino acids. The transcript has 3 exons.